UUUGCGCUGUUGGAAAAUCUAUAAAUUACUUCUAUUUUCGUCCGCCCCAUCCUCUGGUGCGUUUUUCUCUACGGGAAAAAAAUCCAGUGAGAGAAAGUGGUGCUGAAAAAGUUGUCCCCAGUGCAUCAUCCAGCUAGAAAAACUGCCAUAGCGUCCCAUACGGACACAGAGACUUCAGUAGGUCAUUCAGGUGCUGUGCAGCAGACCGUGGCGGGAGACGACCUGACUGCAAAAGAGAUGCUGGACUGCCAGGAAUUGCAGAUGGAUCCCUAGGAGGUGCUCCCAGGGUCAUCAUCCAGUGCCAGUGAGCCGGAGCCGCGGGCGUAGCCAGGAGAGGGAGGACUAGUGAGUGGAUUAGAAAAUUCCCCCGCACAGCAUGGCCUCGGUCGCCGCUUGGCUUCCCUUCGCCAGGGCGGCGGCCAUCGGGUGGGUACCCAUUGCCACUCACCCCCUGCCCCCGCCGCCCAUCCCCAAGGAUCGCCGCAAAUCCGAUGACGAGAAACUCAUCAUCAACGUCUCGGGACGGCGAUUCGAAACCUGGCGCAACACCCUCGAGAAAUAUCCGGACACACUCCUAGGCUCCAAUGAGAGAGAAUUCUUUUACGAUGAGGAAGUUCGUGAGUACUUCUUCGAUCGUGAUCCGGACAUCUUCCGGCACAUCCUAAACUACUAUCGCACGGGUAAGCUGCACUAUCCAAAGCACGAGUGUCUCACAAGCUACGAUGAGGAAUUGGCCUUCUUCGGGAUACUACCAGAUGUUAUAGGUGACUGCUGCUACGAGGACUACCGUGACAGGAAGCGUGAGAAUGCUGAACGGUUGAUGGAUGACAAGUUAUCGGAGAAUGGAGAUCACAAUCUGCAACAACUGACGAACAUUCGUCAGAAGAUGUGGCGAGCUUUUGAAAAUCCGCACACUUCGACGGCCGCGCUGGUGUUUUACUAUGUAACCGGGUUCUUUAUCGCUGUGUCCGUGAUGGCGAACGUUGUCGAGACGGUGCCAUGCGGCCGGCGUCCGGGGCACGCCGGUACGCUUCCUUGCGGCGAACGCUACAAAAUCGUCUUCUUCUGCCUCGACACGGCAUGCGUCAUGAUCUUCACAGCUGAGUACCUGCUACGUCUGUUCGCCGCACCCGAUCGCUGCAAAUUCGUUCGCAGCGUCAUGUCCAUCAUUGAUGUAGUGGCUAUCUUGCCCUAUUACAUCGGUCUCGGCAUCACGGACAACGACGAUGUAUCCGGUGCAUUUGUCACACUGCGCGUCUUCCGGGUGUUUCGCAUCUUCAAAUUCUCGCGCCACUCACAGGGUCUGCGCAUCUUGGGCUACACUCUGAAGUCCUGUGCCAGCGAGUUGGGUUUCCUGGUCUUUUCGCUAGCUAUGGCUAUCAUCAUCUUCGCAACGGUGAUGUUCUACGCGGAGAAAAAUGUCGAUGGCACAAACUUCACCUCCAUUCCGGCCGCUUUCUGGUACACUAUCGUCACGAUGACGACGCUCGGUUAUGGUGACAUGGUACCCGAGACGAUCGCCGGUAAGAUCGUUGGCGGCGUCUGCUCACUCAGCGGAGUGCUUGUCAUUGCUCUGCCUGUUCCUGUCAUCGUAUCCAACUUCAGUCGAAUCUACCAUCAGAAUCAGAGAGCAGAUAAACGAAAAGCCCAGAGGAAAGCCCGCUUGGCGCGCAUCAGGAUUGCCAAAGCGUCAUCCGGGGCUGCAUUUGUGAGCAAAAAGAAAGCUGCCGAAGCUCGUCUGGCUGCCCAAGAGAGUGGCAUCGAAUUGGAUGAAAACACUCGUGAAGAGGAUAUGUUUGAGAUGCAGCAUCACCAUCUUUUGCGAUGUCUCGAAAAGACCACGGAUCGGGAGUUCGUAGAGCUCGAAAAUCCUUACAAUGGAGCACCAAAAAGAGCUGGUUCACCUUCUCCCAUGGCCAGUCCUGCCCACUCUACCAACAGCACUGUUGGUCUCCUCCAAAGCUGCUGCGGCCGAUGCUGCUUCCAGCGUUAUCAGCAAUGUCAAAGAUUUAGAAGAAAUAUUUAAGGAAAAAAAAAUUGUGUUGAGAACCAAAACCAAAAAGCAAAAUCAAGUGAACGAAAAAAGACAAAAUGUUAUACCCUUUGCUUCGUAAUCCAUCCCUCUUUGCGCCAACCACGGGACACAAUGUAGCUGGUGACGCAGAAAAGACGGACCAGCUGCAAUCGUCGAAUACUAAAGUAGAGGAUGGGGCAGUUGUAGCGCCCUUUUAGAUUUCCCUGCCAAAAGUGGUGCCAAAAUGCAACCGGAAGGUUCGAGAUGACGUCACAAGGGCACAUGAGACAGAUGGAGCCACCGUCUCGGGCGACAUUCGAAGGCGAUUCCCAAAAUCUAAAUUUACUGUAAAAUGCGAUUUGAACAUUCGAAAGUAUUUUUGAGUAAUUCUUCGAUUCAGUAAAAAAAUUUCUUCCAAAAAGCCAACACAUCAUUUUGGUUAGUCUGCAAUUAUCAGCACAUUGGUUUACACACUGCCAUAACAUAACAUCAUAAAUCCUCAAACUUAGAGACCAAACUGUCAAAAUUAAGUAUUUUAAUUUAGACAAUCUCGAUGGAUAUUUUUUAUAUAAAUCUCAUGUAAUUUUAGUAUCCUGUGCAGUAUUUUGUACCUCUAAAAAAAUAUGCCAAAACCAGUACGAGACCAAUGUAGGGGAAAGUGCCCAUGCUUUGUACGGUUCCAAGCUUUACAAUGACCAAAUUUUUCCUAUGUCUCUGAAUAAAUACGAUUUCGCAAAAUAUUUUAAAAACAAGAUAUUUUCCCCUAGUUUUUAAAAUAUAGAAGAGAUGAGUCACAUUUAUUGAAAAACAUACGAAAAAUUUAGUCAUUAUAAAGCUUGGGACCGUGUAAAGCAUGGGCACUUUCCCCUAGUGCUGAUGAUUUCGGAUACCAAGCCAUAUUGUCCUUAAUUCAUGAGUUCAAAGAACAUACGUAUUUUGUCAUCAUCGUUCAACCAAACUACUAUCUUCCUAUCGUUAGGAUUUAUGUGGUUUCUGUGUCUAGAUUAAAGAAAAAAAAAGUAAUGUAGAAAUUAAUAAAAAAAAAGUCUAAUUAUUUUCCAAAUAAAAAGUGAAACUAGGAUAGUAGGUUAAUCUUUUAAAAAAAGAAGUUCUUAUAAAAUCAAAAUUUACUUCUCGACCAACUCAGGUCAUGUUAUAACGUAUUUUUCGAAGAAAGAAAAAAAAGAAUAGUCAAAAUCCUCGUAUAAUAAUUUAUUUCUAAUAUAGUUUUGAAAUUUAAAAGUAUAAAAAUCUUAGAUAAAAUAAACAAUUGGCUAGAGAUUUAUCCCAUUCUUCGAAUAUAAAUGGAGACAAGUCACAAAACAAUGUACAAUAACAACUUUUAUGACAAUGAUGAACAUUAAAUCAUUGAUAUUAGAGAA
This is a messenger RNA of Phlebotomus papatasi, 3396 nucleotides long. RefSeq names its product potassium voltage-gated channel protein Shal (gene Shal). Gene Ontology annotation, molecular function: A-type (transient outward) potassium channel activity; protein binding. Gene Ontology annotation, cellular component: membrane; voltage-gated potassium channel complex. Gene Ontology annotation, biological process: protein homooligomerization; potassium ion transmembrane transport. The transcript is spliced from 8 exons. Lineage: Eukaryota; Metazoa; Arthropoda; Insecta; Diptera; Psychodidae. Bases 377 to 2026 code for a protein of 549 amino acids. The record is from RefSeq and is a predicted model, not a curated record.